AUGCUUGUGCACACGCUAGCGAUUGCCACCUUCGAACUACUCCACGUCGACGAAUUUGGCGCACCGGCGCCCGCGCGCUUUUUUGCUUUUCCGGCCAUGUCCGCCGCGGCAGCUAUCGCGGCACCGCCGCGCCACAGCCGGCCGUCGCCUCUCAACCCAAACGCAACGGCGAUGGCCAUCACCACCAAGCCUAACGCCGUCUGUACAAAGACGCACCUCGCCAACCUCGACCGCCUCCUCCUCCGCCCGCCGCCGCUCCCGCUCCCAGUCCGGCCUAAGAAGGCGCUCGCCGACGAGCCCGGCGGGGGCGACAGGGAGGAGACCACCACCGACUCCGACGAACGCAAAGGCCGCCGGGGCGGUCUCCUCAACGCGCUGAACCUGUCCACGUUCCUGCCGUUCACAGGGAGGCCCGCCACGGACGAGAUGUCCCCGCGUAGCCUGGCACAAAUGCAGCGGCUCCUCACGCUCUCGCCGCGGCCCUCGCCCAGGGGCUCCAUCGCCGCCGAAUGGCGACGUUACCACGGUGAGGGCGCGUGGAAGGGCCUGGUCGACCCGCUCGACCAGAACCUCCGCCGCGAGGUUUUGCGAUACGGCGACUUCGUGCAGGCCGCCUACACGGCGUUCCACUCCAUGCCGUCGUCGCCGUCGCACGGCCGCGGCCAGCAUCGCGCGCUCGUGCUACCGGACCGGUCGUACCGGCCGACGCGCAGCCUGUUUGCCACGUCUUCCUUGACAAUCCCGCCGUGGGUGCAGCGGCGGUCAGCGCCCAAGUGGCUGACACAGCGUACCAGCUUCGCCGGCUACGUCGCCGUCUGCGACAACGAGCGCGAGGUUCGGCGCAUGGGCCGUCGCGACAUCGUCAUUGUGCUGCGCGGCACCGCCACGUGCCCUGAGUGGGCAGAGAACCUCCGCACCGGCCUCGUGCCAGUGUCGGACGACGAUGACGGCGACGACGCCACGGCGGCGCAGAACGUGCCCAAGGUGGCGAAGGGGUUCCUCAGCCUGUACAAGACGGCCGGCGACCACGUGCCCAGCCUGUCGGACGCCAUUGUGGAGGAGGUGAGGCGGCUGAUCGAGGUGUACAAGGGCGAGGAGCUCAGCAUCACGGUGGUUGGCCACAGCCUCGGCGCAUCUUUGGCCCUCCUCGCCGCCGACGAGCUAAGCGCGUGCCUGGCCGCUGAUGCGGCGAGUAACAGCACCGCUGCAGAUGAUCAUCAGCCGCCGCCCGUCUCCGUGGUUUCCUUCGGCGGCCCGAAGACAGGCAACCGCGCGUUCGCGGACCGGCUACAGCACGAGCGGGGCGUGAACGUGCUGCGCGUGGUGAACGCCGGCGACGUGGUGACGCGCGUCCCCGGGCUCGUGAAACCGACGACGAUGGCCGAAGGAUACGUGCACGCGGGUGGCGCGGAGCUGACACUGGACAGCCGCGACUCGCCGUGCUUGCGCCCGGACGCCGGCCCGGCCUGCUGCCACGACCUGGAGGCCUACCUGCACCUGCUGGACGGGUUCAUGGGCUCCGGCCGGCCGUUCCGCGCCGACGCGAGUCGCAGCGUGGCGGGGCUACUGGUUUACCAGCGGACCAGCGUGAAGCGUGCCUACGUGGAGCGCGCGAGGGUGCUCGGGUUCGAGCCGGCGGCCAUGCCAAGGGCCGCCACGGCCAACGGCGCUGGCACUGCUGAUGGACAGUACGGCUUCCUGGCCAGUCCCUCGUGA
This is a messenger RNA of Triticum turgidum subsp. durum (durum wheat), 1716 nucleotides long. Lineage: Eukaryota; Viridiplantae; Streptophyta; Magnoliopsida; Poales; Poaceae. The record is from the annotation of a GenBank genome assembly.